Molecule: messenger RNA, 10467 nt
Organism: Pseudomyrmex gracilis
Lineage: Eukaryota; Metazoa; Arthropoda; Insecta; Hymenoptera; Formicidae
Gene: Megf8
Product: multiple epidermal growth factor-like domains protein 8
Exons: 15
Coding region: 575-9658 (3027 amino acids)
Molecular function (GO): calcium ion binding; protein binding
Source: RefSeq, a predicted model, not a curated record
GGAUAUAGCGGGGCAGCAAGUCGAGGUGUCAGAGGUGUCAACGAGAGGCAAGGCGUCGCGUCGAGAUUGACACGUUUUUCCAACGCGUUAUUUAUUAACGCGCGUUUGUUCCUCCUUACGUGCUCGCGAAGUACUGUAACGCGCAUUGUUUUUUGAUUGUGACACAAUUUUUGAGAUUUGUCGUCGAAAAUAUUUUCAGUGUGCUUUAUAAUAUUAUCGCCAGCUCGCCAAUUUUACUUUUCGCACGUACACGUUUUUUCUUCGCUCUUCGUUUUAUUUUUUUUUAUUUUUUUUUUUUUUUUUAGUCGGAUGUAAUUCGCAUUUCCCUCUCGUUCGUCGGAGACAACGUGAUAGUUCGCAGAAUUUAUGCGAUUCGAGUUCUGUUAGGACUCUAGCGAAAAUUACGGUGUAAUUUCGCGAACGUUUAUGCGCUGCGCGCAUCACAAUCAUCGUCGUCGUGACGGAUAUGACUUUUUCUGCAUAUUCUGCGUUGUGUAAUUGCUCAAGAAAGAUUCUGAUGUAUAUGGAUGAUGAUCUGUAUACCGCCAAGCAAUAGUAAAGUGCACAAGCUGUGAUGGGGUGGGUAACAUCCACCACAGCACGGAUCAUUAUAUGGAGUUGCCUGCUUCGGGGUUUUGAUUUAGCUCCACAGGCUUCUCCAAAGCAGGUACCAUGUGAUAAAACAAGAAAAGUCUUCACAGACUCAUGGGGAGUUAUCAGUGAUGGACCUAUGGGCUCAAAUUACACUCAAGAUUCUCAUUGCGAAUGGCUCAUUAAAGCCAAUCACAGUCGUCAAUUUAUCACAUUAAGUUUUCGUACAAUGGGCACAGAAUGCAGUUACGAUUACGUGUUUGUUUACGAUGGGGAUUCCUUUCGGUCUCCGCUUCUAGGUAGCUUCAGUGGCAAAACAGAACCGCAACAAGUGACAUCAUCAUCCGGUUAUAUGUUGAUAUUAUUAUAUAGCGAUACAAAUUACGUCCUGGAUGGUUUUCAUGCAGAAUUUUCAGUUACCGAUUGCCCAAACAAUUGUACCCAUCACGGAAAGUGUAUUAAUAACACCUGCUUUUGCGAAAACGACUGGGGCGGCAAAGAUUGUUCACGAGCUCUGUGUCCGAACAAUUGCAGUUACAGCGGUGACUGCGGAGUGAAGAGAUGCGAAUGUAACGACGGAUACUCCGGCCAGUCUUGUUCCUUACAUAAGACACAUCCAGAAGGAAACCGAUGGCAUUGGCUUUCACAUUCGGAAGGUGGGCUAAGACCGCGCGCAGCUCACACGGCAGUUUAUAUUCAAGAGACGGAUUCACUUUACGUCUUUGGUGGAUACGAUCUCAAUUAUAUACUCAGCGAUUUAGAAGUGUAUAGGUUUAACACAAGUCAAUGGGAAGACGAAUAUGGAAAUACGUUAGAAGGCGCCGCAUCUGCCGAAUAUCUGGAUCCGAUGUUAAUCGCUAAUGAAUUACAACGCAAUCCGAAUGCGAAGGAGAUAUACGGUCUACCGACAUCGUCUUUAUUUUGGAAGUUGCUUGCCGGCAUCAAAGAUAACAACACGUUCAGUCUGCUGGAUCGAACCGCUAACGGUAGUCAGCACGGUGUUCGGGAAUUCAGAAAUAUGGCGAAAGAAAACGAAAAGAGCAGAAGCACCAUUAGAAUCAAUAGGAACAAUGAUUUCAGAAGAAAGCAUCCGCGAAACAUAAGAUCGCGAUAUGCGCAAAUAAGAUAUCGGAGAAACUUGGAAAAUUUAUAUGGAGAACAGCACGCGUCGGGUAUGCAGACCGAUGAAACAAAAUGGGAAGAGCAUAUGAUAGAGGGAUCCGCGGAAGAUGAUAUCUUUAUGCAGGAAUUCGUGGAUUCGAAAGUAACGAAAAACGACUCGUUGAAGGAAGAAAUUGUAGAAUCAACCGUUGACGAACUACCUAAACCGAAUCCUCGAUACGGUCACGCUGCGUGCAAAUAUCAAGACGGUUUCGUGAUUUACGGAGGAAAAGUACAAGACGGCUCGCUGUCGAACGAACUGUGGCACUAUAAUGUGAAUAAGCGCGUGUGGACUUUACGUGCUAAAAACUCGCCUUUCUAUCCGCCCAGACUUACAAGGCACACGCUAACUUUGGCAGAUGAUUAUGUCUAUUUGUUCGGAGGCAGCACUGUUGAUGGGGAAUUUUCGUCCAGUCUGUACAAAAUCAAAUUAAAUUUAUCGGAUCCUACGGCGACUACUGAAAGAUGGACGGAAGUGCGACCUAGGGGCGGCAAGGAACUUGACGUGCGCGUGGUGGCACACUCGACUGUUUAUCAUCGCGCUACCAAUUCUCUAUUGGUGUACGGCGGCGUGGUUGCCAGUGUCGCUCGCUUCAGCAAAUUAUCAGAUCGAAUGUUUGUUUUCCAACUGGACAGAAAAGUCUGGUCUGAGAUUCAUUAUCCCAGAGCUCAUUUGCGAGACACAUACGUACCGAGAGAACGUGCGUUUCACACGUGUAAUAUCAUAGGAAACUAUCUGGUUGUCUUCGGCGGAUAUUCUCACCGACACAAUAAAGAAGAGAUCUGUUAUGACAAUCAGAUGUAUCUUUAUCAUCUUGGUUGCCACGCUUGGGUGAGCCACGAUGUGCUGGGUUUGAAUGAUAAGGAUUCUCGUUAUCCCAAACAGCAAGGUGUGUUCGCUCACGCGGCGGAUGUACGCAAUGGAAACACCUUGCUGCUCGUUGGCGGAUAUCACGGUAAUGUAAAUGCAGAUCUCCUGGCGUACACUCUACCGCCAAUGUUAGCACCCGGAGAUAAAGAUCUUGUCGAACCGGAACAAAUUUGCUCGAGGCACAAAAGCCUAAUGGAGUGCGCCGCAAAUCCCGAAUGUGGAUGGUGUUCCGCAGAUGAAAUAUGCUACGGUCGGACAAUAGGCAGUAACUGCACGACAAAUUUGCAAACAACCCGAUGUCCUGGAGUUUGUCCUGCCCUGGGCGACUGUCAUUCCUGCUUGAUACACGGCCAGCCCGGAGGUGGCUGGGGCACGAGUUUUCGUGGCAAAAAGUCCGUCUCCAACAAAUUGAAUCUGGGCACGUGCACGUGGUGUGUACAGAACGCCCGUUGUCAUCACAAAGACGACAAUUACGGAGUGUGCGGUCUACGAGACGACACGCUCUCACAGAUACCUGGUUGGUGGGGUUCCAAGGGUACGGAGAUCACUAAGGUUGAAGAGUGCCGAGAGAUGGACAAGAGACCGGGCUUGACUUUUCUCAAGUACAAGCCACCGGUCAACUUUACUCAACCAGACUCAGUUACCAUAGUAAACGCGACAACGGUCGAUUUCAAUGUGCCGUCCAUGCAGGGUGCGAAAACAGAAUCGGCGUUGGGGGGCGAGAUGAUUGCCAGAUUGACUGGUUUUCUCAGACCGCACUCUUUUUGGGAAAGUACGGAGGAACAGCUGAAAAUAUGCGUCAGUUACAACAGCGCGAUGCUCCAUGUGUCUCGAAACGAUAAGCCCGAUAAAUUGGAAUUGGUCGCUAAUCUAACCGCGGAAACGUCGCAGUGUGUGCCAACUAAAUGGCCUGACGGUAAUCCAAUGAAAUUGGAACCGUCGGGCCGCUAUUUGCUGGAUUUCGAAUCGAAAAGAAUGGUUACCGCGAGCUACGCUUACGCGAGCAAGAUGGAGAUCACUCACAAUAGGAAGACGGAAAAUCCAAAGGUCUUCACGUUUGAAUAUCUGGAGCCGUAUCAAAACGGCUCUUGUCACCAAUAUCGUAACUGCCUGCAUUGCUUAACGGAUUCCUCGUGCGGUUGGUGCGAUAUUACUAAUCAAUGUUUAUCGCGCUCUACGAACGAGACCGAGAGCUGUGUGGCGGAUGUAGAAUGGGGCGAGGAGACAAUACGCGAAUGGCAUUACUUGACAAUUACACCGUCAGCGUGCGCCAACUGCUCCAACUAUAUUUCUUGCGAAUCAUGCGUGGGCACUAAUCUAUGCGAGUGGUGGACGGAAGAGGCAAGAUGCGCGCGAAUCGGUCGUCUACCGAACGCCGUAGUGAGUUUGGAUCAGUGUCCAAUCCCGUGUCGGCAGCGAUCCAAUUGUACUCAAUGUUUAGACGAGCGCGGUAGAUGUGUAUGGUGCGAGGCUACGCGGGAAUGUUUCUCUUUUUCUGUCUACACAUCAGAAUAUCAAUUCGGUUUGUGUCGAGAAUGGAUGGAUCAGGCGGGUCUGAUGGGCGUCACGUCGCGCAGCGGUUCGUUGCUCACCGGUAACGAUCAGUGCAAGAGCUGCAGUCGACACACCAACUGCUCCAGCUGUCUGCACUCCCUCAGUUGCGGCUGGUGCUACAGCUUGGAGAAUCCCAUCACCGGUGUAUGUGUACAGGGUGAUUUUAAUCAACCCCACGUUAAUUGUAGCACAGUCAUCAACGAGUAUCGGAACAGUAGUCUGAAGGUCAACGAAUCUGGCUGGGCGUAUGCACAGUGUCCGGAUGUGGAUGAAUGCGAUCUCGGUUUGCACGACUGUCAUCCUGACGCGGUUUGCACUAACACUCACGGUAGUUUCAGUUGUCAGUGUAAGCGCGGCUUCAACGGCGACGGCAAGGAGAACUGUACCAAGACUUGUUACGAGAAGUGCGUCAACGGAUAUUGUAGCGGAGCACCGAAGUACAAAUGCAAGUGCAACUUAGGUUGGACCGGACCAGACUGCCGAACCAACUGCGGUUGCUACAAUCACUCCACGUGCAUACAGGGACCGGGCAUUUGCGAUAAGUGUCUGGAUUGGACGACCGGACAGUACUGCGAGGAGUGCAAAGCGGGAAGCUAUGGUAACGCGACUACGCCGUUAGGCUGCCGCGAAUGUGACUGCAACGGCCAUGGCGACGUAGAGCUCGGCGUAUGCGAUCGACAGACCGGCGUAUGUUUUUGUCGCGAUAACACCGAAGGUGAUAAGUGUCAACGUUGUAAGCGAGGUUACUACGGAGACCCACGAAACGGUGGAAUGUGCUACUACGGCUGUAUGUCACGGGGUAUGCUGGGCGGCGUGGGGAACGGGAAGCAGGGCCUUGGUAGUCGACACUCGCAGUCCUCACUCUGGGACAGUCACUUGAGCGAUUCGCCAACUAGGGAGUGUUUGUGGAUCGUUAGCCCGGAGACGGAUCUCUCCUCGGACUUGACCACUCCAAUAGUUCAGAGUAUAAUACAGUUCACCAUCCAUGACGACAUUAAUGUGAGCUGCCAGGAGAACAGCGUAUACGUUUACGACGGUCUACCAGAAUUCGUCUCAUCCACCGGUCAUCAGAGCCAGUUGCUUGGAGUAUACUGCACGGAAAGCACAAACUAUCCGGUUACGGUGGAGGCCAAAUCUGGAUUUUUGACAGUACACUACAAGCAACUGGACGAGGUCGAAGGUUUCAACGCGAGUUAUGUUGUGAUGACGUGCAACAACUGUGUAGGCAAUCGCGAGUGUCGCAACGGCAAUUGCCUUUGCAAACCUGGUUACGUCGGUAUUAAUUGCGAUGUCGAGAUUUGUCCGAAUAAUUGCACCGCCUCCAAAAAACGCGGCGUCUGCGACAAGGGUUACGGUCGUUGCAUCUGCGAGAAGGAUUACGGUGGUCGCGAUUGUUCCGUCCAGCUCGAGAAUCAUCAACUAAUCUUCACAGAAUUGUUCAAUUCGGAGUAUUUAGCCGAUCAUCUGGAUCACUUGAGAAAGACGCUUCCUCGCUUCGGACACAGUCUCGUAGCCGAUCGACGCGGUAGUCUGUGGAUGUUCGGCGGUUACUCACUGAGUCACGGACCCUUGAACGAUAUUAGACUUUUCGACACGAAGAACAACACGUGGAUGCCGGUAACAGUCGAGUCCACCUCAGAAGCGUCCAUGCCGCAGGGACGCUAUUUCCAUGCCGCCGAGAUUGUUCACAGCAGACAGCAGAUUUACGUUUACGGUGGUCUGUCGAUGAAGGAUGAAGAGAUACAAGGACUGUCAAACAACACUCUGAGCGAUUUUUGGAAAUUUAGUUUGCAGAACCAGCGGUGGAGCCAAAUUUUGCAAGAUGAAUCGAAGAAAGAACCAUUACCUUUGGCUGGACACACGUUAACCUUGCGUAGAGAUGGAGAAUCGGAAAGUCUGAUUUUGAUCGGUGGUUUCAGUCCGAAGUACGGCUAUUUGGACACGGUUUGGGAAUUUAAUCUUGAAACGGAAACCUGGGACACAGUGCGCACUGUCGGGAACGGACCCGUGGGCGUGUACGGUCACUCCACGGUAUAUCACAGCAAGUCGGAUAGCUUCUACGUUUUCGGUGGCUACACCUAUGCGAUAAACAAAACGUUUAUCUCGAACAAACUGUACGCCUUGGAUUACAAGACACGAACGUGGUCCGUGCUGCCACCAUUUGAAGACGAUGUCACCGAUGGGAACAGUUUGCCACAAGCUAGAUUUCUUCAUUCCGCGGUUACAACAGAUGAAUACAUGGUGAUAUUUGGCGGCCGACAGAAUCCUCACAAUACCUCGGACUCUCUGAUAGCAUACAAAUACUCGUGCAAUCUAUGGAUACGUUUGAUAACAAAAGACAUGGAAACGAUCGGCAAUCCACCGCCGCCAGCGUAUGCCCACGCGAUGACUCACGCCGAUCCAGAAUCGAAUGCCGUUUACGUCGUUGGCGGAUUUGACGGUGGCAUCAAGAGUCACGUCACCUUAAUCAAUGUACCGGAGGAUCUGUGUAGUCUGUGGACAGAUAAGACCACAUGCAGAAAGUACUUUGGUUGCUCAUUCUGCGCUAUCACCACCAUCACAGGCGUCAAUACUUCUUUCUGUUUUUCAAACGAAGUGUCGAGCAACCGAGACGACAGAUGUGACAAGAACGUCGCCCAAGCGCAACGAUCGAAUGGAAUAUUUUGCAAUUUGGAUUGGAUGGCAGGCAGAAAGUGUCAGAGUUUCAAAACUUGCACGGAAUGUUUGGCGGAAUGGCCGUAUUAUAAAGAUGAGAAGCCAGUUUGCAAGUGGUGCACCAAGUGUUCACAUCCCAGAUGCAUUUCUGCAGACAAAAACUGUGACGAACAAAUACCAGGAGAGAACAAAUGCAGCACGUCGGUCAUUAAUGUGAAUCAAUGCUGGGAACGUUUGUGUCCGGCAAGUGAUUGCGAGAGAUGCAACAAUCUAAGCGGUUGCGCGUGGACGAGGCAAGUGUUGAAAACGAACGAGAUUGGAGCGACGUUAACGGGCGAACCGGUAUACGAUUGGAACUGCGUUCCAAAUUAUAUUUUCGAACGGUCCAGCAUUAAAAUGAGCAGCACCCAGUGCGAAAAAAGAUGCUCCGAUCACAAGGACUGCAGGAGCUGUUUGAAGGGUACCGGUGCCGAGGGAGGAUGGAGCGAAUGCAGAUGGUCCACGCAAUUGCACGAAUGUAUUUCUCCGUCUUAUCAACCGCUCUAUUGCGCUGGUGGUGUCUGCGGAUUAGUAUUGCGUAACACGGAUGUGGAUCACUGCCCGGAACCGUGUUCAGUUUUCAAACAGUGCAGCACCUGCCUGAAACACUCGCAUUGCGGCUGGUGCUCUCUGGAUUCUGCCAAUAUAACCGGACAAGGAAUAUGUACGGAAGGAUCGCUCGAAGCGCCAACCGAUCAUCCGGCAGGCGGUACCUGUGAAAUGUUUUACCAUCAACAUUUUCCGGAAAUUGAAACAACUACUGUAACACUGAACUCACUUCAAACGGAUAUCUUAGAGUCACAGGACAACGUUACGAUGCUAUUGUCCAACGUGAUAAUGAAACCAGAGUUCUCGUGGCAUUACGUCCGCUGUCCUCCGGAAAAUGAAUGCGUAAACGGACAUCACACCUGUUCGCCGAAAAGUGAGAAAUGUUUCGAUCUGGAAGUAGGAUUCGAGUGUAAGUGCGGAGACGGAUACAAGACCGAGACUACGUGGGGAAACGAGUUCGGGAGAAAAAUCUGCGUGCCCAUGUGUACGCAAGGUUGCGUAAGAGGUACGUGUGUUGAGCCCAAUGUGUGCCGUUGUGAUUUCGGUUACGUCGGCGCCAAUUGUUCCAUCCAGUGUCAGUGCAACGGACACAGCAACUGCGCUGGUCCGGAUAAGCUCGAUGUCUGCUUGAAAUGUCACAAUAACACAAUGGGACCGCAAUGCGAGAAAUGUUUGCCUCUGUAUGUCGGCAAUCCUGCCGACAACGGUCAGUGUGUGCCGUGUCUUGAGUAUUGCAACGGACACACUCGGAUUUGUCUCAACGGCAGCUCGUUUCGCGUGGAAGAUCCAAAGAAGGUGGACGAGAUGUCGUUGGAUCGUUUAAUGGCGGAACUGGUGGAAGGACCAGUGGCUAAAGCAACGUGCAUCAAUUGCGGCAACAACACGAAGGGUGACAAAUGCGGCGAAUGCAUGACCGGUUAUUUUCGGGGAACGGAAGAUCUCCGAGACGUGUGUCGACCGUGCGAAUGUCACGGUCAUGGUUUCACCUGCGAUCCCGUGACCGGAGAGAAGUGCAACUGCGGCAAUAACACAGAAAGCGAACCGUCCUGCAUUAGCGGUCCUAUAAAAGGCACGAAUAUUGCUGGCACGCCAUGCUGGAUGGUGCAGUGCAGCAAGUGUAGGGAAAAUUACGCAGGCACCCCGACAAUGGGUCAUCAAUGUUACAAGACUGUUACAGUUGACAACAAAAUGUGUUUCGACUCAAAAUUAAUAGAUGAAUGCAAAGCAAAACCGAAACCUUUGAAACCUGGUCAAACUGUCUUCUAUAUGGUGCAACCACGAUUUAUGAACGUGGAUAUCAGAGUUGUAGUAGAUGUCACUCAAGGCGCUUUGGAUCUGUUUUUAAGUCCCAGAGACGACUCUUUUGUUGUUACUCUGAACUCGUCAACUGGAUACCAGGAUGUCGAGUUAGACAAUAGAUUCAAGUCACAAUCCGAUUGGUUGAUGGAGAAGCACUCCAACUGCAACUUCCGUAUCGUCGAGUUCGAUCCUCACGGCAACACGGCGAACGGCUCCACAACCGAGUCGACUUCGAAUGCCAAGCUACAAUUCUACGUAAUGGAAUAUUAUGCAGAAAAUCUAGCUACUUUUCUAACGAUCGAACAGCGAAACACAUUCUUGGUGGUCCGCAAUCUGACAAAUCGGCUGGUGUUAACCCUGCCGCAAGAUCGACAUGAACUGGGCCAGACGAAGUUUCAUAUCGCGUUACGGGCGAUCGAACCGACAAAUGCGGAAUUAACCGACCACGCUGCCUACGGAUUGGUCUUCUUUCGACAGGAUCAGUUGCAUAUCGACUUGUUCGUCUUCUUCUCGUGCUUCUUCUCUUGCUUCUUCUUACUUCUAGCGCUAUGCGUAGUACUGUGGAAGACGAAACAAGCGGCGGACAUGCGUCGCGCACGUCGUCGUCACGUUGUUGAGAUGCUGCACAUGGCGAAACGGCCGUUCGCUUCCGCAACGAUACUCUACGAUCGGGAUGGCGGCGAGUGUAGCCCAACCUCGCCGCAACGUAAGGGCAGGCGCGGCAAGCACGUGAGCUUUCACACUGACGUGAGACCCGUUGCUGUCGAGCCCACUGACGAUGGCGUAGCAGCAGUGGCGACAGUGUUUAUCAGAUUACCUGGUGGACGUCAAGCACCUGUCAAACUCGCCUUAGGCAGCUCGCUCAUACUCUUGACCCGGGUUUAUCCAGUGAAUAGCAGAGUGUUCCUAAGACGUAGAAAUAGCCACGCAUCGAACUGAACCCGCGUUACGGUGGAAUCUCGAUCUCGACAAUUUUCGAGUUCCACACCAAUGGUUCUCCCGUACAAUUUCUCCGGAACAUCGUCGACGACGAGCUCCGAUGUUUGAACACGGAUUAACAGAUUAAUCUGAAAAAAUAUUCACAUUCGAAUUUGCAAACGAACAAUUUUCCUUUUUAGAAUUUUUUUCAACACGAUUGUUUCUAAAGUUAAAUUACCUCGGGACGAUAUCGGUAGAUCUCUGAUAACGAUCGUCUGUGUAAUUUAUAAAUUUUACUACUAAAUAUUUUUGCUAUUUCCAUGUGCCGUUUAAUCUUCUCGUUGCUGUGCACUGAGAUACUGAAGAUUUGCGGUGUUAUUUUUCGCAGUGUGACUCUGAUAAAAAAAUCACAAGAGAAAGAGAGCAAGAAAGUUUUAAGAGUCUUCGUACAUUCGGAAUUUGCAAACCGAUGCGAAGAGUUCGAAUUGCGAUUUUAAUUCGAAUGAAAAAAGUUGCAAUUUAUGCUCAAUUAAUGUUCACAUCAUCGUCCCGUAUUAUACUGGUUUUUUUUUUUUUUUUAUUCAAAAACCUCGAUUUCUCGAGAGUCCGUAUACAUGUAUUUAUAUUUGCACUUGUUAUCUUGGAUUUACUAUUUACAAGCCCGAGGAUGUAAACUCGCAUUAUUAUCCUUGUACAGUGAUUUAUCUAUAAAAACUAUUCCUUGUUGAUUUUUACGUCGCGUGUUAGCCCGGCUAACAAAAAAAAAAAAAAAAUUUUCAAAUUCAAUUUUUCUGUAAAAUAACAAAUCCACACGACAUGCGAGAACGUGC